CCUUUUCUUAGAAUUUGUUCCCGUGGCAGCAUCAAUGAGGUGGUGGCAACAAUGUCGUGUUAGAAUAAGGUCGCUCUGGCCUCUCCCUAUCUCGACGACGUCCCAUCCAGUGGCACCGAAGGGCAUGUGGGAGUUUGUGUCUCUAGAUAUUUUGGCUUUCUUCGGAUCUUGACAGUUGAUGUGCCUAUCGAGGAGAACAAUUUGCUGGCUUUGGUUGAUGUGACUUCGACAUCUUCUUCCAUGUUGUUCCCGGGCAUGGUGAUGGAUUGAUGCUUGAACAAAUGUUUGUUCGGUGACUUCUAGAUCUCGUUUCAAGCGUUGAGCAACUAUUGUGGUCUUUAAAGCCGGGUACAAUGAGGGCAUUCGUAUCUGUCCAUUUCCUUUACUGUUGGUAAGGUGUAAUUUUUAAUCUCCGGCUGGUGACAAUCAAUGGCAAGAACAACAUAAAAUAGUAUGAUUUUCAAUGUAGUUUUAUGUUUUACUUGUCGUGAUGUAUCUGGUUGUCUCUUUAUUGUACCGAUCAUUUUUCUUUUUCAUUGGUUAUUAUGACGUCUCUUAAAAAAACAAUCACAAUUUUUUUCCACGACUUCCUCUGAAAAAAAUUAGAAAGAUAAGAUUCCCUAAAAAGGAGGACCUUCCUGCAAACCCGGAGGUAAAUGCAGAGCAACAGCCACCCACCUCCUCCUCACCGUCUUCCGUCCGUUCCCUGAGAUUCCUUCCCCCCACUCGCUCACCGUCUCCCCCAUUUCCUCCAAGAAUCAAGGAAGCGGCCAACCACCACGAACCAGCACCGGGAGGGAGACCUGCCGCCGCCGGGAAGAGAAGAGAAGAGAAUGCUGGAGGGCAAGGCGGUGGUGGAGGACACGGACAUGCCGGCGCGGAUGCAGGCGGCGGCGACGUCGGCCGCCUCCCGCGCGCUCGACCUCUUCGACGUCGACGACUGCCGCGCCAUCGCCGGCCACAUCAAGACGGAGUUCGACCGGCGGUACGGCGUGGGGUGGCAGUGCGUGGUGGGCGCCAGCUUCGGGUGCUUCUUCACCCACUCCAGCGGCACCUUCAUCUACUUCUCCCUCGAGCGCCUCACCUUCCUCCUCUUCAAGGCCGCCCCCGUCGCCUUCGCGACCUCCUGUGAUUCGUCGGCGGUAUCUUGAUCUGCUCCUGUCCAACCAACCCUGCAGAGUCUCAUUCGUUGGCGAUGACGGAUUGAGCGUCGAGAAGUGGAAGGGCAAGGCCUCGUUCAGAAUCAGAAUCAGAGUUCAUACCUGUAUGCUCUGCUGAACGCGAACCAUCCAGAUUUUGUACAUAGACCAUGCUCAGUAAAUUGCAGGGUGUUGCCAAUCUCCUUGAUGUUAUCUUUGUUCUAGAUUCUGCCGAUCUCAACUCGUGAAGAUGCCACAUUUCGUUCGUUUGAUCCUAACAUUCAGUUCAGUUUGUUCCGCCCGAAAUUAGGGAAUACAAUAUGUCUGUCCUCGAUCGCGAUUCAAAUCAGCCAAUGUGAAUGUGGUUGCCUCUGUAUUUUGUUUAAUAAUCAGUAGGUCCGUUGUGUCUGAUA
Molecule: messenger RNA, 1552 nt
Organism: Aegilops tauschii subsp. strangulata
Lineage: Eukaryota; Viridiplantae; Streptophyta; Magnoliopsida; Poales; Poaceae
Biological process (GO): microtubule-based process
Cellular component (GO): cytoplasmic dynein complex
Molecular function (GO): dynein intermediate chain binding
Source: RefSeq, a predicted model, not a curated record